AUGAACGCUGUGGACGCCUCUGAGCAUUACGACAGUAGUGCGAGUGAACUGGCCCCCUCUCUCCUCACCGUCAUCCUCGAUACAAACCCGCGUGCAUGGGCGGUCCUCGAAGAUAAGCUGCCCUUCUCCAAGGCGCUAGCCAAUAUUCUGGUUUUCAUCAACGCCCACCUCGCAUGCAACUACACAAAUGAAAUCGCCGUCAUUGCCUCGCACACCCAGCGAGCUGCUUGGUUAUAUCCUUCGUUCAACCAGUACAAACCAUCCCAUCGGCGAGAUGCUGAUGGCGAUGUUCAAAUGAACGGGCAGGCGACAACACAACUUGACUCCAACCAGGCGAAUAUGUACCGACCUUUCCGCGUCAUCGAAGAGCAGGUUACUGAGAAUGUGAAGGAGCUUCUGGCCUCGACGAAUGCGUCAGAUAUCCAAUCUACCACAUCUACUAUGAUGGCCGGCGCGUUGACUCUGGCGCUCAGUCACAUCAACCGCCGGAGCAUGACAUGGGCGGAGACACAUGGUGCCGUUAACCUUGACGCGCCGCACGCACCUACAGGGCCGUCAGCUGCGGCCGUCUCGACAAGCGGAAAUGCGAAUGUAGGAUUGCAAAGUCGGAUUCUGAUUGUUUCAGUCAGUAGUUCCACGGAUUCAGCGCAUCAAUAUAUCCCCAUCAUGAACGGCAUAUUUGCAUGCCAGCGAUUACACGUUCCUGUCGAUGUGUGUAAAUUGAGCGGUGAUGCUGUUUUCUUACAGCAAGCAGCGGAUGCCACUCGGGGAGUCUACAUGUCUCCGACCGAACCUCGCGGGCUACUGCAGUAUCUAAUGAUGGCAUUUCUCCCUGAUCAACGCUCUCGGAAGCAUCUCAUCUUACCCUCACGAGUGGAUGUUGACUUCCGUGCUGCAUGUUUCUGCCAUCGCCGUGUCGUCAAUAUCGGCUUUGUUUGCUCAAUUUGCCUUAGUAUUUUCUGUGAGCCGCCGGAGAAUGGUGAUUGCCUGACCUGCGGUACGCACCUUGAAAUAGGCGAUUAUGGCUCGAAGCCUGCUGUAAUUGCAAGGAAAAAGAAGAAGAAGAAAGCCCGCUUGAAUGGGUCCUCUGCGACUGGUACUCCCACACCCGGUGCAACUCCCGGGCUAUAG
Molecule: messenger RNA, 1131 nt
Organism: Talaromyces proteolyticus
Lineage: Eukaryota; Fungi; Ascomycota; Eurotiomycetes; Eurotiales; Trichocomaceae
Product: putative transcription factor TFIIH subunit Tfb4
Exons: 2
Coding region: 1-1131 (376 amino acids)
Biological process (GO): regulation of DNA-templated transcription; nucleotide-excision repair
Cellular component (GO): transcription factor TFIIH core complex; transcription factor TFIIH holo complex
Source: RefSeq, a predicted model, not a curated record